Acanthaster planci (crown-of-thorns starfish) is the source of this 2933-nucleotide messenger RNA. Its product is annotated as serine/arginine-rich splicing factor 7-like. Gene Ontology annotation, molecular function: RNA binding; zinc ion binding. Lineage: Eukaryota; Metazoa; Echinodermata; Asteroidea; Valvatida; Acanthasteridae. The record is from RefSeq and is a predicted model, not a curated record.
GGAUUUUUGCUGGGCCUACUUUUUUUCAUGCUCUUCUAGUGCUACCAUUGUGCAAAUCACCCACGCAGUAGGGGCCUACAGUGUUUGCGAUACGAAUUAUUGGUGCGCAGUUUUCUCAAUUUCAGGACACAGCAAGCUCCUCGCUCUUGGUGGUGAACAGAAAAAUCUAGCAGCAUGUCUCGUUCCUACUCGAGAGCGGAUCUGGCCUGCAAGGUCUACGUGGGUAAUCUGGGCGAGUCAGCCGGCCGACGGGAGCUGGAGAAUGCCUUCGUCAAAUUCGGGCCCCUCAAGAAUGUCUGGGUGGCCCGGAACCCGCCUGGCUUUGCUUUCGUUGAGUAUGAAGAUUCAAGAGAUGCUGAAGAUGCUGUGAAAGGCCUGGACGGCCACAUGCUCUGUGGACACCGUGCCGUCGUGGAGAUGUCGACCGGGGAAAAACGUACCAGCCGGCGCGGAGGCCGCAGCGGGCCGCGGUCGGCCAGCUACGACGACAAGUGUUACACCUGCGGGGAGCGGGGUCACUUUGCCCGGGAUUGCCGCAACAGCGGCCGCUACGGAGGUUAUGGUGGUGGACGGUACAGCAACUCGGACAGACGUCGGAGCAGAAGAUCCAGGUCCAGAUCCCGAGAUCGCAGCUACUCGCCGCGGAGGUAUUCGGACCACAGCCGCUCCCGGAGCCGCAGUCGCGGUCGAAGCCACAGUCGUAGCAGGAGCCGAUCCUACUCCCAACGUCGUCGUCACAGCCGGAGCUCAUCUGACAGGGAUUAAGACCCAGGACAGGCCAAGUGGCGGAGAGUUGGCCACACCCAUGUACAUUUUAGGAUACCCAGUUUUUAUUAUGCCUAGCGAAAAUCCCCCCCCCCCCAUGGUCUUCAGUUUGUAAGACCUGGGAGCUUGGAUCACAAUGUCUUAGUCAAGUGAGGGUCCUCUUUGUUCCUAUAGUUUGACACGUAGCUUUUCGGGUAACGUAACUUGUGUCACAUUUUGAGACUAAUUCAUCAGAUUUGUGGCAUGUUUGCUCGUGCAGCUUAGUUUUCUCACACAAUUCGAAUGGCGCACCAAGGUGUGUUCACGUUGAGUUUCAAUGUCCGGUUGUCAUAUUCUGUGCCACUUCAGUCGGGUACGUUCCUGACUAUUCAAAAUAACGGGUCUUUUUAAUACCCAGCCAGACUUUCAGAGCAAAAAACAAUCUUAUAUUUUCCUGUGCAGCUAGACACUUGUUAAUAUCUUAACCAUCUUGUGUUAGAAAAAUUACCAUUGAUUUUUAGUGUAAAAAAUUGUCCUUGGCACAUUUAUCAGUGUAUAACCUAUGAAAACUGGGUUUAGAAUCUCACGAACACGACUAGACCUUUUUUUCAUGAACAAUUCAGUGUCUCUUGUUUGCUAGUGUAAAGUAAAUCUACUUGCUUAAUUUCUAAGGAUAAUAAUGUAAUAGUGUCAUACCAAUUUGGCAAAUGGGAGACAACGCUUUCCCCGUUUCAUUAAGUUGUUUAGUGGUACCUUACAGGUUGAGAUUGUUAGCAAAAAUCACUGGUGUACGUGAGCGAGCUGUGCAUACUUCACAUGAUAAUUUGGUUGGUAGCCAGAUCGUCUUGCAAAGCAAGUUUCGUUCAAGCUUAGCAGAAAUCUGUGCAUCACUUCUUAUGAAGCUUGUCAUAUGAUCCGGUGUGAGUCAGAUUUGGAGAUAAGAAAUGCAACUUACAGCAAGGGUUCAAGAGCAUGGAACAAAGACUGUCGAUGGAAUACCUGGUCGGGUGAGAAAAACAUCUGCUUCCUGUUGCGUAACAUAAAUACAGAUCAGGUUGGUUGGAAGGUGUCGUUUUUAUAUUGCACAAGUAUUUUAAUGCUGAUUCGGUCUGCCGUUAAGUGUUUACUCGUUAGAAUAACAGCAAGAAAGGUUCGGUGGCAGUUUUUUUGUUCAAAUGAAAUAAACAACACUUUCAAGGGUAGUAGUUGCGUGCAUAAAUAAUUCCAUGGAAUUUUUUGCUGAAACCAUGACUUCACAUUUUGCCAAAAUUUCUCCACUCCCUUUUAAAAAGUUCAGGGUUGUGGAAUCAAGGUGGGUAGGUCAGGAAGUCCACGUUUAAACUCUUUGGCCAAAGAUGCACUGAUUUUACGUGUACAUGUAGAAUGGUUUUUCCCGAGUUUUGGCUUUAUUUCGUAGAAAUAAAACAUAACAUGGCAGAUUUGUGCCUGGCAAAACUGAGCGGGGGACCAGUCACAGAGGGUACACCCUGCAUGGCAUGUUGGUUGGUAAUCCUCAAGUGUUAAACGUAUUGUCUUUGCUGGGCCAAUUGAUGCGAUUGGUCCCAAGAUUUGCACGCUAGGUGAACCCCAAGAAGCAGUGAGCCUCCACAAUGGAAACUUGUACUGUACGUGUACAGUACGAUUCCGGUGUCAACUUUAUAUGCGCGCAUGCGCGUUGCCAAACUCCCCGGUGUCCCGUUGCAGUUCGGAGUCACGUGAUCCGCCCCUGUGUGGUGACACGAUCGCGGCACAUUGACGCACAUUUGGGGAAUUUUUUGCCUUAAAUAACAAAGGAGCCACUUAAAGUCGCACUUUCCCCACCGUAAAAAACCUUUUUAUUCAUUUGGUGUAUUUUAGAAUAUUUUUAAACAAAUGAAGCACAUUUUUUUCUAGGGAAAUAAUUUUGUGUGUCAAGAUUUCCAACUGAUAUACUGUUAUUGUAACUAUAUGUAACUAUAUGUAGGUGCACCCGUAUUCUCGAAGAAGUGGGUAAUUGUGAUGUUAACGGAGGGUCGGAUUCGAAAUGGUCUGAAUUUUUGUAGCAGAAUUUUUUUGGAAACUGAAGGCGGGAAGUCAAUUGUUUUUUGGUAGAGUUGGACCCAGUUGCUAUUUGUCUUUAAGAAUGUCAGUGUGGACUAUUGAAAUCUCAUUAAACAGAAAUAAUCAUUUCAUUGCAUGUAAUAUGUUUA